AUGGCCAAAUGCCACUCGGGAAAGAUUGUCGGAAUUGAUAUUUCAGACACGGUGACGAAGGAAAUGAACGAAAAGCACAAGAAGAACCUGGAACAGUUCCCCUCUAUGUGUCCUGUGGAGUACAAAACGGUGGAUGCCACGACAAUGGAGUAUUCGCAUGAGUUUGACGCGGUCAUCGACAAGGGCACGCUGGACGCUCUGAACUGCGGUCGUUGA
Molecule: messenger RNA, 216 nt
Organism: Blastocystis hominis
Lineage: Eukaryota; Bigyra; Opalinata; Blastocystidae
Exons: 3
Coding region: 1-216 (71 amino acids)
Source: RefSeq, a predicted model, not a curated record